UUUGCCACCUUAGGAAUGGAAGAAGGGGGCGGAGGCCUUUCGGGGUUUUUGUGCCAAGUGGGCCGGCCCGCAAAGCUGGUACUCCAAGGAGGCGGGCAGAGCCCGGGUGGAGGAAGGCCAUCACUGAGUGCUGAGGCGGUGGGCACCGGAGUUGCAGUGUCCCCACGUGCGCGUUCUCCAAGUUCGCCCGAAGGUACGGAAACUCGCUACGGAAGUGGAGGGCGGGCGGGCAGCCGAGGCCAAGAGCUGUGCCGCACGUCCCUCCCUCCUGCCAGCCAAGCAGCCACAGCACCAGCCGCAGCAACAGGGAAGAAAGCAGGAGGCCGAGCAGCGCGCGAGGUCUGUGAGUGGAAGGAGCCUGAGGAGCUGAAAAGCCUGCUGGAUUUGGAGCUGCAGAGCCAUGGCGAGACACAGGAGAAGAUCCUGGAGCGCUGCCGCGCUGUGAUUCACUACAGCGUCAAGACCGGUCACCCCCGGUUCUUCAACCAGCUCUUCUCUGGGUUGGACCCUCAUGCUCUGGCCGGGCGCAUUAUCACUGAGAGCCUCAACACCAGCCAGUACACAUAUGAGAUCGCCCCUGUGUUUGUACUUAUGGAAGAGGAGGUGCUGAAGAAACUCCGAGCCCUGGUGGGCUGGAGCUCUGGGGAUGGGGUCUUCUGCCCUGGUGGCUCCAUUUCUAACAUGUAUGCGAUGAACCUUGCCCGCUAUCAGCGCUACCCAGACUGCAAGCAGAGGGGCCUCCGGGCACUGCCACCCUUGGCCAUCUUCACAUCAAAGGAGUGUCACUACUCCGUCAACAAGGGAGCGGCUUUUCUGGGACUUGGCACUGACAGUGUCCGAGUGGUCAAGGCUGAUGAGAGAGGGAAAAUGAUCCCUAAGGAUCUGGAAAGGCAGAUCAGCCUAGCAGAAGCCAAGGGUGCUGUGCCAUUCCUGGUCAGUGCCACCUCUGGUACCACUGUCCUUGGGGCCUUUGACCCCCUGAAUGCAAUUGCUGAUGUUUGCCAGCGCCAUGGACUAUGGUUACACGUGGACGCUGCCUGGGGUGGGAGCGUCCUGCUGUCACAGACACACAGGCAUCUCCUGGAUGGGAUCCAGAGGGCUGACUCCGUGGCCUGGAACCCCCACAAGCUGCUGGGCGCAGGCCUGCAGUGCUCUGCUCUUCUUCUCCAGGACACCUCGAACCUGCUCAAGCGCUGCCAUGAGUCCCAGGCCAGGUACCUUUUCCAGCAGGACAAGUUCUACGACGUGGCUCUGGACACGGGAGACAAGGUGGUACAGUGUGGCCGCCGUGUGGACUGUCUGAAACUGUGGCUCCUGUGGAAGGCACAGGGCAGGCAAGGCCUGGAGCAGCGAAUCAACAGGGCCUUUGCCCUUUCCCAGUAUCUGGUGGAGGAAAUCAAAAAGCGAGAAGGGUUUGAGUUGGUCAUGGAGCCUGAGUUUGUCAACGUGUGCUUCUGGUUCGUGCCCCCCAGCCUUCGAGGAAAGCAGGAAAGUCUGGAUUACAGUCAAAGGCUAUCUCAGGUGGCCCCCGUACUGAAGGAGCGCAUGGUGAAGGCGGGCUCCAUGAUGAUCGGCUACCAGCCCCAUGGGGCCUGGGGCAACUUCUUCCGCGUGAUCGUGGUCAACCCCAUGCUGACCCAUACAGACAUAGACUUCCUCCUCGACGAGCUGGAGAGGCUUGGCCAAGACCUGUGAGCCUUCGCCCUCUUGUGACUGCCUUGAUGCCAUCCCUCCCCUUCCAAGUCUGCAUUGUCUGCUGUGCUCUCCAAAACAGACUUUCUAGGAAACAAAGUAGCCUUAACCAUGUUUAUAUGCUUUGACCCACUAACUCUCUUAACUAAAUACUUGCUAUUAGGAGAAUGUUUAAAUAAACAAAUAGUAUAUCCAUAUGAUGGACUGUUACUCUUUCAUCAAGAUAUUUACAAAGAGAAUUUUUAUUAAUACAAGAGAAAAUAAUGUUAUAUGGAAAAAGCUGAAUAUAAGACUUUAUAUAUAGUGAUGUCUGAGAUCUACUAAAAUAUAUAUAGGAGGGGACAGGUGUGGUGGCACACAGCUGUGAUCCCAGGCUGAGGCAGGAGGAUUUGAGCAAGACCCAGUCUCCAAAAACUAUGCCAAAAUGUUAGCAGUAUUCUCUGGGAUGGGAUAACAGGCAAUUUUUAAAUCAAAUCCUCUAUAUCUUUUGUGCUCCUCUCUUGUGUCAUGUAAGGAAUAUGAAUUACUUUGUAAUAGGAAAAUAAUAAAGUUAAAAUUUCAAGUAUUUUA
Heterocephalus glaber (naked mole-rat) is the source of this 2262-nucleotide messenger RNA. RefSeq names its product cysteine sulfinic acid decarboxylase (gene Csad). Gene Ontology annotation, cellular component: cytoplasm. Gene Ontology annotation, biological process: taurine biosynthetic process; carboxylic acid metabolic process. The record is from RefSeq and is a predicted model, not a curated record. Gene Ontology annotation, molecular function: pyridoxal phosphate binding; sulfinoalanine decarboxylase activity. NCBI's taxonomy places the organism in Eukaryota, Metazoa, Chordata, Mammalia, Rodentia, Bathyergidae.